CAGAGUUUCGAGAUUCUCGGUCUCGAGCGACAAGCCACGGGCUGUGAUUGUUCGCCUCCAUUAUCCUCGGCAGAAAGAGCUUUUAAUCCGAUUAGCUCGUCAGAAAGGAUGUCAGAAUGAGACAAUCAUCAGACAUGUGGUAUAACCAUAGAAUGUAUUCUAGAUUUUGGCAACAUUACCAACAAGCUAUGGGAUGGCUGCAGAAACAUAGAAGGGCUUAUCACAAGGCGAUCAGAUCAUUUGAGCAUUCACCCUGGUAUAGCACAGAAUCUACAGCAAGUCACUUUACUGACUGGCAUCAUGGUUCCUCAUACUAUUCUUCAAGAUGUGCUCAGCAAGAUGAUCUCAAUCAAAGCAAAUGGCAGCAGUCCCCAUACAGCACAGAUAAUGAAGAGGAAAAUUUGAAGGAUAUAGCUGAUAUAAGUUCUGACACAGAAGUGGAAAGUGACACAGAGAAUGAAUUGGAAUGUGAUGUCAGCAAUGUGGAAAUUACUGAAGAAUUACGUCAAUACUUCGAACAAACAGAAAAACACAGGGAAGAGUUAAAGCGACAACAGCAGUUUGAUGCCGAACAGCUUAUGACCUACGUUUUGGCUGACCAGGAUUUUCACAACGCUUCAGGAAGAACUAUCCAGCCACCAGCAGAAAGGCCUGGUGUAAGGAGAAUGGUUGAGAUGAAAAGAUUAUAUGGAGAUAGUGCUGCUAAAAUACAAGGAAUGGAAACUGCAAUGCAACUUUCAUUUGACAGACAGUGUGAUAAAAAGCAGCCAAAGUAUUGGCCUGUAAUUCCUCUUAAGUUUUGAUUGCAUAUUCUUAUAAAAACUUACUGAUUCUAUGGAUCUGUGACAAAUAUUUCUACAUUGAAUUUUUAGCAGUUUUUUCUUUAUAAUACUCAUUUAUGACUUAAUAAACAUUGUAUCUUUUAUUAUUA
This is a messenger RNA of Hypanus sabinus (Atlantic stingray), 931 nucleotides long. RefSeq names its product gem (nuclear organelle) associated protein 8 (gene gemin8). The transcript is spliced from 3 exons. Bases 117 to 803 code for a protein of 228 amino acids. Gene Ontology annotation, biological process: spliceosomal snRNP assembly. The record is from RefSeq and is a predicted model, not a curated record. Lineage: Eukaryota; Metazoa; Chordata; Chondrichthyes; Myliobatiformes; Dasyatidae. Gene Ontology annotation, cellular component: SMN complex.